UACAUUCAUUUUUGUUGGUGCUAUAUAGUUCUGCGAUAAUUAUAUGCUUUGUUGCGAUGUUGUACUAUUACGAGGACCGAAUAAUGCCAAUAAACGGAGUAUAAACGAAGGAUAGGCUAAGCCUAAAAGCUCCAAACCAAAUUAAAUAUUUGGUAUUUAUGAAAAUUUAACAACAUGAGUUCUAUCCAGCAAACGAAUCGAUUCCUUCCUUUCUUGAAUAAUAAUGUUCAACGAAAGCAGAUGCCUAAUCAAGGAGGUUUGACUCAUAGUUUGAGUGGAAGUGAUACAGAUGUAUCUACAUCAAAUGAAAAUUUAAGCAAUGAAGAAAGAUAUGUUAUAAGGCAUACAGCACGACAAGAACCUCAAGGGCAAGAAAAUCAACAGCAUAGCCCUUCUAGAUCAUCCAGUCAUAAGGAAAACAUACCAAAUAUACAGGGUAACUUAGUGAAUAGAAAUACUCUGAAAGAUAAUUUGAGUAACUCAAAUCGUAAUAGUUUGAAAGAAAGUCUGAAUGGAUCUAACCGUAAUAGUUUGAAAGACAGUAUUAAUGGUUCAAAUAGAAAUAGUUUAAAAGACAAUCUCAGUAAUAGAACUAGUAUUGGGUCAAACAGAAGUAGUCUUGAUGUUUCUACAAGUUCUUACAAUACAUUAAUAAUUCAUAAUGCCAAUGAAGAUAACUUGUGGGCUCCAUCAUCUCGGCUAUCUGGUGUAGUAAGAGAGCAUGGAGAUGUGGGUUAUCUGUACUGUGAAAGUGGUAACAAAGGUCAUUCUAAUAGCCCAACAGUACAGUCACUUUCAAACUUACCUUUAGAAGAGCAUUUUUAUGAAAAUACAAGUAACCUUGGAUGCCAAGAAAUAACAGAUAUUCCUGAUGAUUAUUUAAAUCAGUCACAGGUUUUAAAGCACCUCGCAAAGGAAGUAAAAGUGCCUUCUUAUAGUAAAUUAACAGGUAACGAUAAUUGUACGGAGAUCAGAAUACCGGAAGGUGAUAGGCGAAAUCGAAGUGAAUUUGAUGAAAGACUCUCAUCUAAUUAUACAACAACUUUGAUACCUUUGAAAAGCAAACAAAAAAUUGUAGGUUUGACUGAUAAGUUUACGUUUUCAAGAUCACAACCGGACUUGUCCAGAAUCAGCAAAAUUGAUAUGGAUAAUUGUGAUCUAAGAACUACUUCUCCAAGACCUCAAACAAAGGGUAGAGAAGAAUUUGAAACGCCCGCUGGAGAAGUAUGGCCAACGACGGAAAUGGUGCAAAUAUUAAUUCAAGAAAAUAGUGCCUUAAAACUCGAACUUGAUCGAUGUUAUAAAAAGGUAUCAAAAUCACAACAUAUAGAGCAAGAAAUAAGCAAAGUGCACAGAGCUCACGAAGAGCUUGUGGCAUCUAGCGAACGUCGCGAGAAACUCGAGCGCGCGGCACGCGUGAGAUUACAAAACGAUUGUAGACGAUUGACAGAACUGAAUCGGGCUCUUAGAGACCAAAUUGAUUUAAUGUCGACGAGGACAGAAAGUUCUUUGAGCCUUGAGUCGAUGCGAAAAGAACUUACUCAAAAAGAACUUUUUAUUGGCCAAUUAAUUACUCAAACUAAGGAAUUGGCAGCGGCUAAAGAACGCCAGGAAAUCGAGUUGGCUGCUCAACGAGCAACUCUGCAGGAACAACGGAAACAUAUUGACAUUCUUGAUACAGCUCUAACAAAUGCGCAGAGCAACGUCGUACGUUUAGAGGAAGAAUGUCGUAAAAAGCAAGUGUACGUAGAAAGAGUCGGUCAGUUGCAACGCGCUCUUUCUUCUUUACAAGCUUCAAGUGACAGGCGAGAAGAGACGGAACGUCAGUUAAGAGGUCAACUUGAACGUGAGCUGAAAGAAGGUGGUGCCGGAGGUAGUAGUCCUGCACACGACGGCGUCAACGGUGAAAGCGUGCCCGAACUCAAGCGCAAGUUACGUGAGCGCAACGAAAAAAUCAUGUCGUUGGAAGGUGACGUAGCGAAGUGGGAGCAACGUUACCUUGAAGAAAGUGCUUUACGGCAGGCCGCCAUUGAUGCUGCUAGUCUUCCUAAGGAUGCCAAAAUUGCCGCUCUCGAAAAAACUAGCCAAGACGCCGAAAAGUUAAUCGCCGAAGCUCGCUCGGAAAAAAUGCGACACAUGGACGAAGUUCACGCAGCACAAAAAAAGCUUGCAGAUCUUGCGUCCAGAAUGAAAGAUUUAGAAUCGAAAUUGGCCGAAAGAGAUGCAAUGAUUCGAGUUCUUCAGAAGCAUACUUAUGAUAAAGAUAGUAGUGGCGUUGGAAGCUAUCAAGCUGCUCAUUCCUCUCAUUCCAGCACAUCUGCAGAUCACCAUCAUACAGCCCUCACGAGUACACCAGAACUUGUGAGUAGCGUUUUGGGCGGAGGUAGUGGUUAUAGCAGCACUGCAUCGUACGGUGUAUCCGAUACAUUCAAGUAUAGAAAACAGGGAAGUUUUGAACAAACGAAAAAAAGUUUGGAUGAUGAGCUGAAAGAUCUUGAUUCCCAGCUGCUAAUAAAUAGCAAGCGGGCACUUUGCUGUUUUCCAGGCUUCUCUAAUCCAGGCGCUCCGUCGCGAAAAGGAAAAAUACCCAAGCCAUUACUGGCGAGUGUAGAGUCGGCCGGCGGCUCGAGCACGGCCAGCAGCAAGAGCCGGCUGCUGGGCGGCGAGUGCGCCAUCGACGAGUCCGAGGCGAGCGCGACGUCGGUGCUCGCGGCGUCCAGCGCCAUCCUCGACCUGGCGGCGGCUGCCUCGCGCUUCAAGAGCCGCUUUUCCGACGAGGCCUGUAGGCCCGCCGAGGACAUGAUGCUGCUGGAGAAGCAGGGCCGCAGCUCGCAGCGCCAGCGCAUGUCCUCGUCGCAGGAGCCGCCGGCCGCCGGCCAACAGCAUCAGCAGCAGCAGCAGCAUCAGCAGCAGCAGCAUCAGCAACAGCAGCAACAGCAGCAGCAGCAGCAGCAGCAGCAGCAGCAGCAGCAGCAGCAGCAGCAGCAGCAGCAGCCUCAGCAGCAGCAGCAGUCGGCGCCGCAGCAGGCCGAGGGCCGGCGCGCCGGUAGUCUGCCGCCGAGUUCGCUGCCGCGGCCGCCACGCUCGUCCAAAAGCGCCGCGCGCUACUGCCGGCUCAGCGAUUCGGAGGCGCGCAAGAAGCCGGAGCAGCCCGGCGCCGCCGAGGUCUACCAGGCGGCUGCUAAGCUGUCGCUGCUGCGUCGCAAGCAGUCCUCCGAGAGCAUUCUCGCGGGCGAGGCCGCGGCCGACUGCCAGCACCACCACCACUGCCACCACCACCACCACCAUCACCACCACCGCGAGAGCGCCGGCAAGAAGAGCGUCGGCCAGUACGAGCGUCUCGGCCAGUCGCGCUCGCUGAUCCCGCCGCCGGGCAGCGGCGCGCGGCGCUACGGCGGCGGCCCGCACCCCGACUACGGCCGGCUCAGCGACUCCUCCGCGGCGGCGGCUGCCGAGGCCAAGCAGGUGCCGCCGCUCUCGACCCGCGGCCAGAGCACCGGCAGCAUCGUCAGCACCAAGAGCGACGCCUCCGCCAGCAGCGCCAUACUCAAGAGCGCCAACCGCUCCAUACCCAGACCCAGCAACUACAAGAUACAGUUCUGAGGUCCGCUCGCCCCGCCCCGCUUCUCCUCCUCGCUCGCUCUUCUCCGCGUCGCAGCCUAGUCCUCACCAAAGCUCGCGGCCUCCCCCGCGUUAUCGUCGUUCGCCCGUCUGCCCCUCCGGGGCCUUGCGACUCGCGCCUGAGACCCCGAGACCCCGAGACCCCGACCCCUUAUUUAUUGCAUUCUGUGCAGGAGCCCCAGGCAUCUCCGCCACUUAGCUGCUUUUCUUUCAGUUAUUUCGUUGACUACGUAACUCGCAAUCUUCGAUAGAAACGAAAACGAUCGUACUACGAAAAGAAUUAAUCACUAUUCUCUUGCUGUUCGACACCUAAUACUUGCUAAGGGUGAUUCAACGAUUGCCGACGAACAAGUAAACUAUGAACGAUGCGCAUGCCUUUUUAGAUACUUACUAUGUAGGCUGCAUGUGACGAUUUUCAACAACCUAUCAAUGCGAUGUCAAUUCUCAGCUGGUGCCUUGCUUGCGUUAUUUUAUACAUGUUUUUCAUAUAAAAAACUUUUGAAAGUUUUGAUAGACGCAUUUCCACUGAUCGGUCCGGUAAUAGUUGUCUUACGAGGACAUUUUAUGCGCUGCUACGAGGCAUCACAAUAAACGCAUAAUGGUAAUGUAGUAGUAAUAUUUGAAAAUGUGAUUUACUGUAGUCAAGUCAUAAAGUUUAUAUGGUUAGAAAGACAUGCAAGUAAUGCUCAUAGUUUAAGAAUGCAUCUCGAUCAUUGCGCAUUUGAUAUGAAAGACGUAAGUAAUGCAAGCUCGUCACGAGUCGCACCAUUCGAUUGAUCACUGGUAAACCUCAUCGUUUUAAGAAACGAACGAAAAUUACAUGUUCCAACUUUGUCGUGCAAAUUAUUUAUUUUCUACGGAAAAAAUGUUCGAAUAAUCUAAAAUAAAAUAAGCACUCAUUGUCGUUUACGUGAAAAAAAUUGUUUCGUUUGGCACAUCCUGAGCGCUUAUUUGGCAAGUAACGUCAAAUUCUAAACUAAAUUAAGAAAUUAAAUUGUGCAACAUUGUGAUGUGUAGUUUUUAUUAUUUAUUUUUAUUAUUUCUGGUUAUGUACAAUAGCGAAAAUCAUGUGUAAGUGAUUUGUUGCUUGCUUUUACUAAACUUUAGUACGUGGUAUAUAGUUAUACAGUAAAAUUAAUUAAAUUAAUGGAGGAUAUAUCCACGAAUUUCUUUUUUCAAAUAACUUUUAUUUGAAAUCUGUAAAUUAGCGACUCUGAAUUAACAAAAACGAAAUAACUUACGUGUUUCAUAAUAUUGUAUACACAAUAGCUUUAUGUAUGAAAUGCAUUGAUGCGAAUGAAUGAAUUUUGCCAAAGAUGAUCUGACAGACAUAGACAAGUAAUUUGUGCUUUUAUACGAGCCUAUGCGUAGUAUCCAAAUAUUAUUUCUAUGAUAUUUUCGCGGUUUACACGUAUAGUAAAUACAUUUUACAACUUUUUUAACGAAAAAUUAUGUACUACUCGAUUUUUCACGAACGCCGAAAUUGCGACGCCUGGUGCGUGACGAAAUACUAAAAAAGUCAUUAGCUCUCUAUUUUUAUACGUCAAAAUUGUUUGUAAAUUUGUCAUGGAUUUCUUCAGUGAAGCCCAAUUUGAUAUGCACUCUUCGAUCUGCUCUAAGUAUUUUAGAACGGAAAUGUAAGAUGUACUCUAUAACGUACGGUUUUCUUAUUAAUUCAACUUUUAUUCAUUUAAUAAUUAACAGGUACUAUGUUAUUGUACGAUUUCAUUGUUUACGAUAUCAGCGAGUCUAAAUCUAAUCGAUGUAAUAUAUUUAAAAAAAAUAUAUAUCAGCAACUGUCGACUUGUAAAAGUAACAUUUUUCUGAUUAAAACUUUAUUACAUAUCACCUUCUUAUACAUUAAGUUACUUCCAAAUGGUAAAGUAUCGAUCUUCUUCAUCGCAAACUACAAGAAUUUUUACCGAAAAAAGAUGGAAAAAUGAAUAUACCAGACAAAUAUGAAGAUAAGAGUACAAAUACAUCAGAUUUAUAUCAACAGACUUAUUUCGUUGAAUGGAAACAAAAGCUGGAAACAAAUUCAUAACACUCAAUAGGGCAUUGACUUUUCGAAGACUUUAAUCUGAAAACUAAUUAUUUCUAUUUUCAUAUUUUAUUAAGUGAAAAAAAUAAAAAGUGAAACAAAAUGGAUCGAGGUAUAUUGAUUAAUUGACUAGAUGAUUUCAUGAGAAUCGGGUGCUAUAUAGGAAAUGUAACUAAAAACCUUGCAUUUAAUUCUUUUAAAGAGAUAAUUAGUCAAUUGGACGAGGAUCAUAUGCUAUACACGGUUGCGUGCAGGUCGCUCAGAGGCACGGUGGCGCCGCGUCACUGCAAUACAAACCAGCACGAAUCGAAAGCGAGUGAUAAAACCAAGUUCACAUGGCCCACAUCAUCGUUUAUUAUAACUAAUAUCUCUUUUUCAUCAACUCAUCAUGUUUGUAAACAUUAUAUCCAACAAGUGCGUUAUUUUAUUGAAAGAUUUUAUUACUUCAUUCAAAUUUCAUUUAUUAAAAUUCAAGAUUCUAAUUUGCAUGAUUAAUUUCAAGGAUUAAUUAUAAACAGAAAAUCCAUUUAAUUCAAUACGUGCCGGGAAAACGAAAUUUCAUGAUCUGUACCCAAAAAACGAAUCUUGGCCCUAAUGCAAAAAAAAAUUUUUGGAAAAAAUGUAGGAAAAAUUAAGUAAGAAACUCAAUGAUCUUGGAAGUUUCAAAUAUAGUGGUAAUGAUUGGAAAAAGGUAUAAUGAUUUUUCAAGCUCAUAAAAAAUUUAUUCUAGAAAAUGAAUAUCUUAUGAAUGUUUUCCUAUAAUUUUUAUCUGUCUUUAAUAGGUAC
Phymastichus coffea is the source of this 6448-nucleotide messenger RNA. RefSeq lists its product as uncharacterized. NCBI's taxonomy places the organism in Eukaryota, Metazoa, Arthropoda, Insecta, Hymenoptera, Eulophidae. The transcript has 13 exons. Gene Ontology annotation, cellular component: bicellular tight junction; plasma membrane; cytoplasmic vesicle. The record is from RefSeq and is a predicted model, not a curated record. Bases 175 to 3603 code for a protein of 1142 amino acids. Gene Ontology annotation, biological process: actin cytoskeleton organization; regulation of cell migration.